UCUAAUUCUUCAACAGCUGAAAAGGCACGAGACCUCAGGAUUGUUCUUUUUGGGAAAACUGGAGUCGGCAAAAGUGCAUCAGGAAACACCAUUUUAGGGAGAAAAGCUUUUGAGUCUGAACUCUCUCUUUCCUCUGUGACACAGACCUGUGAGAAGGAAACCUGUGAGUUUGCUGGUCUAAAUCUGACUGUUAUUGAUACUCCAGGUCUGUUUCAUACAGAUAAGAGUAAUAAAGAGAUUGAGAAGGAAAUCGCUAGAUGCAUCAGCAUGGUGGCUCCUGGUCCUCAUGUGUUCCUGAUUGUUCUCCAACCGGCCAGAUUCACAGCAGAAGAAAAAGAAACAGUGGAAAUUAUUAAGACAAUGUUUGGAGAAGAAGCUGCCAGAUACACCAUGAUCCUGUUUACUCAUGGAGAUGAGCUGAAAAUGGAAAACUUUAAGAUAGAAAACCUGUUAGAAACAUCCCAACCUCUAAAGCACUUCAUCAGUCAGUGCUCCAUCUUGGAGAAAUUUGAAGAUAAAUAUCAUGUUUUUGACAACACAGUUAAGGAUUCUGCUCAAGUUGGUGGACUGGUGGAAAAGAUCAACAGAAUGGUUCAGAGAAAUGGAGGAAGUUUCUACACCAAUGAAAUGUUCAGAGCGGCAGAAAGAGCCAACCGAGAAGAAAUGGAACGACUGCUCAGAGAAAAUCCAGACAUGAAUCCAAGAGGUUCAAGGAAAGAGGAGACGUGUGUUACACAGUGA
Messenger RNA from Poeciliopsis prolifica (blackstripe livebearer), 741 nucleotides. Its product is annotated as GTPase IMAP family member 9-like. The record is from RefSeq and is a predicted model, not a curated record. The annotation marks the transcript as partial. NCBI's taxonomy places the organism in Eukaryota, Metazoa, Chordata, Actinopteri, Cyprinodontiformes, Poeciliidae. The transcript has a single exon. Gene Ontology annotation, molecular function: GTP binding.